Zingiber officinale is the source of this 1454-nucleotide messenger RNA. RefSeq names its product transcription factor bHLH111-like. The transcript has 8 exons. The record is from RefSeq and is a predicted model, not a curated record. Bases 22 to 1365 code for a protein of 447 amino acids. Gene Ontology annotation, biological process: regulation of transcription by RNA polymerase II. Gene Ontology annotation, cellular component: nucleus. Lineage: Eukaryota; Viridiplantae; Streptophyta; Magnoliopsida; Zingiberales; Zingiberaceae. Gene Ontology annotation, molecular function: DNA-binding transcription factor activity, RNA polymerase II-specific; RNA polymerase II cis-regulatory region sequence-specific DNA binding; protein dimerization activity.
GUCGUCCCUUAUUAACUGGCCAUGGAGCCCCGGCGAACGUCGAGAGAGCAUGAAUUGUUAGGAAGCCAUAUCAUAUAUAGUAUCGUUGCUUUGUCCAUGCACGCUAAUUUCAUCAUGGCUCACGGAGCUCCCCUUCUCUCGCCGUCCGCCACGGCACCGACGACCUCUUGGUGGGAGAAUAUUCACACAAACCCUUUACGCUGGCCGCCUCAGUCGCCACCGUCGGUCCGUCUCCGCCGCUCGUCGUCGUCCUACGACGAGUCCUCGGUCUCCAACGCCGCCGCUAGCCACUGCACGGCCCUCAGCAUGGACUCCUCCUCCGGCGGAGAGCCGGCUGACAACCACCACAUGUGGAACCACCUCCUACUAAAUGGUGGAGAGGCAUCUAAUUGCCAGGACGAUGCAGAAAACUUUGUGGAAGUGUUGAGCUCCAAGAAGCUCUCAGCUGAUCAAUUUGACCCUGCUUCAUGCCAUGGCUUGAUGCAUCCAUCCUCACAGCUCAACUUCUUGGGGAUGCAAUCGAACAGCAAUAAUACUGAGAACAGGUGGUCUAUAGCUCCUCCAAACUCACACCUGGAUCAUCAUCUUGCUCCUUCCAUGAUCAGUGCUUACAUGCAAUCUGAUGUUUCUCAUGUCAAACAUGAGUUCGAUCGUCCAGUUUCACCACUGUUCCCUAACAAUGAGCUUCUUCUAGAAAAAAACACUAAACGAUACCAGACUAUUGGUCGUGUUGAAUCUGUACUGGAUCAUCCUUGGUUUAGCCAAAGAAAUUUGAUGGAUCAAAUGCCAUUUGGAGGAUGCUUGAACAAGCCAGACGCCAUGGAGUUCAAAACUUCAGAGCCUUAUUUGAAAGGCUCAGAUUUGUGUGGUGAAACUAAACAAGGAUGUCAGAGUUCAUCAAUGAGAGGGAAUGGUAGGUGUGGUGGAACAGCUGAAGGGAAGAGGAAAAGACCUGAAGAAAGCUCAGAGAAGCACUUCAGGAAGAACAAGAAUAAUAGCCAAAUGAUCCCAUCAAACAAGUUGCAGGUGCCUAAAGCGAAAGUGGCAGAAAAGAUAAGUGCUCUCCAACAACAUGUGUCACCAUUUGGGAAGACAGAUCAAGCAUCAGUGCUGAUGGAGACCAUCAAUUGUAUCAGGAUCUUACAAAAGCAAGUACAGUUACUAAGUGACCCAUACCUGAAACCUAGUCUGAACAAGGAACGCAAUUGUUGGGGAGAAACUGAGAGGAAGGAGAAGGCAGAGGCAAGAUAUGAUCUGAGGAGCAAAGGCCUUUGCUUGGUUCCUGUUUCUUCCAUUCCUCAAAUCCACAGAGAGAGCAUUAGAUCUGAUUGCUGGAUGCCGACUUUAAGAGGUUGUUUCUUGUAGAUGAUUAUUUAUUUAGAAGACAGCAAUUUAGAAUUAAUAGACUGCUCUUUCCAUGCAUUAAUUCACUACUUUGAACUGUUUUUGUUUCA